GUGGAGAUGAGCGAGGGCCCUUCACAACGCACGCGUCGCCCGCCACUUUCCUUCUGGCUCUUCGUCAGUCCACACAGCCAGAGCAGGAGAUCUCCGAUACAUUCCUACGGUGCUCGUGGACGCCUCUCAGAUGCAGCAGAUGCCUACCACAGAUGUUGCUCGACCGAUAGCUCCCAACGCAUCCCAUUCGUUCUAUCGAGCUCACAAUCAAUACAUCUUCACGCUCCAACUAGAAUUUCUCUCGUCGCUCGCUUCGCCUUCAUACCUGACACAUCUAUCCCGUACGCCGUGUCCGUCGACUAACGACCUGCUCCCUCUCACGUCCAGCCCGGUUUUUCUUCGGUACGUCGCUCACCUUCUCGCUGUAUGGCGCGACGACGAGCGCCUGGCCAAGUUUGUGAGGCAUCCGCACUGCUUCUUAUUUGCCGAGGCACUCGUAAAGAGCAAGUUCUUUCGUGACGUCGUUGUCAGGGACGAAGGAUGGGAGGCCAAAGCCAGCAUGGAAAUGGUCAAGGCCUGGGCUAAGGGCACUGAGCCUGCCUCGAGGGAGGAAGAAAGCAACGAAGCACAGCGGGAGACCUGAGGGAGACAAUGUGAACGGAUCUCCGACGCCAAGAAAACUGCUCCAAG
This is a messenger RNA of Acaromyces ingoldii, 630 nucleotides long. RefSeq lists its product as hypothetical. Gene Ontology annotation, cellular component: mediator complex. Gene Ontology annotation, biological process: regulation of DNA-templated transcription. Gene Ontology annotation, molecular function: transcription coregulator activity. Bases 131 to 583 code for a protein of 150 amino acids. The record is from RefSeq and is a predicted model, not a curated record. NCBI's taxonomy places the organism in Eukaryota, Fungi, Basidiomycota, Exobasidiomycetes, Exobasidiales, Cryptobasidiaceae. The transcript has a single exon.